This is a messenger RNA of Leptopilina heterotoma, 5523 nucleotides long. RefSeq names its product F-actin-uncapping protein LRRC16A (gene LRR). Bases 168 to 4448 code for a protein of 1426 amino acids. Gene Ontology annotation, biological process: cell migration; regulation of Arp2/3 complex-mediated actin nucleation. Gene Ontology annotation, molecular function: protein binding. Gene Ontology annotation, cellular component: lamellipodium; plasma membrane. Lineage: Eukaryota; Metazoa; Arthropoda; Insecta; Hymenoptera; Figitidae. The record is from RefSeq and is a predicted model, not a curated record. The transcript has 24 exons.
GUAUUGUCUGUAAUUUUUGGCAAGAUGGCGGCUUUCUUGUGCUGACAUCGCCCCGUUGACAUUUCUUUCGAAUUUAUGUCAACAAUUCCGGCAAAUAAUCAAGUAUCAAUUCACGGAUAAUGUCUUGAAUAAUCCCAAGUGUAUUUGAAAUUAAAAAAUAAGUGAAAAUGUCUACUAGAUCACAGCUUACGAAGGAUUUAAACGAAUCGGUGAAAUCAUUGCUCGGAAAACAUGUCAAGAUCCUGCUGAAGACUGUCGUUAAAUUGGAAACUAAACCCGAUAAACUCGAGAAUCGUGUGCUGGUAUUUUCGCCAUGUCGUUUAUUCCUUUUAGCAGCAAAGGUGCCAACGAGGAUCGAUUUUCAUUUUCAUUACUUGGAAAUAACGGCAGUAGAAUCGAAAAGAUCAAAUUUAUUAUGCCUCACAGUGGGAGAAAGGGUGUACAAUUUCACAACAAUAGGGGCUGGUGCAGAUACUACCGAAGUAGAUGCAAUGAUCGAAGCUCUACAUACUGCCAUCCGAAACAUUUUCCCCACAGUUCCUCUAAAUUACGUUAUAAGGAAAAUCGACGUGAUACCAGUUAGUAGAUUGCAGAGCAUAAGAGGCAGUGAUUUGGCUAGAAGUACAGAAGCAACGAGACACACUGGUCCUUGUGGGGGAUUUUCAACUCAAUAUGCUUGCAUGUGCGAUUUACAUGCAGUGCCAUAUAGAGAUGAAGUAGCUUGGGAUGUAGAUACGAUAUAUUUAUCUCACGAUACCAGGGAAUUAAAUUUACGAGAUUUCGAUCACCUCGAUCAAAAGGAUUUAGUGCCUAUUAUCUCGGCAUUAGAAUAUAACACAUGGUUCACUAAAUUACGUGUUUCUCAUUUAAAACUAAGUCACGAGCCGUUGGAAAGAUUGCUACAUGUGUUGCGUCGAUCUCUUUCUAUUCAGGAAAUAUACUUGGACAAUUUGGGAGUGAAAUGGGAUUUUGCACACAAAUUGUCAUUAGCUUUAAUUUCAAAUGCUAACUCAAUGCUCCAUACUAUAGAUGUAUCUAAUAAUAUGAUUGAAGAUAAGGGGGCCUCUAGCUUGUGUGGGAUUAUAGCCAAGUUAAUGCAAGGAGCUUCACACUUAAAUGGACCAAUAACUAAACUGCCCAAAGGCCUGCAGAAAUUAAAUUUAUCGCACUGUGGAUUAACUGGAAAGGGCGUGGGUCAAAUCGCACACGCUCUCAGUUUAAAUAGGAGCAUGCCAACUAGUCUUCAGCACCUAAACUUCUCUGGAAAUACUUUAAAGGAUGAUAUUAAUAAUUUAUGUAACUUUUUGGCGCAGCCUAAUAGUAUAACUCACUUAGAUCUAAGUGGUACCGAUACUACUCUCGAAUGCUUGUUUGGCGCUCUGUUGCGAGGAUGCGCAACUAAUCUAGUCCACUUGAAUGUUGCUCGCAACUCAUUUUCAAGCAAAAAAACCAAAGAAAUUCCUCCUAGCUUUAAACAGUUUUUCACGGCCACUUUAUCACUCAAGUACUUAAACAUCUCUUGCUGUAAAUUGCCACUGGAAGCUUUGAAACAUCUCUUACUCGGAUUGGCAUGUAAUGAAAGUACCGUUGGAUUGGAGUUGGACAUGAGUGGAAAUAAUUUGGGAUCAAUGGGUGCUCACGUUCUUGAAUCUUGCAUUCAUGGCGUUCGUUGUAUAUCGUCCCUCGAUAUUUCAGACAGCAACAUGGAUGUUGACUUAGCUCAAGUGAUAACGGCGGUCGGGAAGAAUAAAUCCAUAAAACACUUGUAUAUGGGGCGUAAUACUGCUGGAAUGAAGAGUAAAAAUAUUGCAAUUAUUACGGAUGCUUUGGUGCAAAUGAUACAGGAAGAUGAUUGUGUAUUGCAAGCUUUACAUUUGCCGGAUUCGAGACUUAAAGGCGAUCUGUACAAUUUGAUUAAUGCUCUUGGCAGUAAUACGUGUCUUCAUACUCUUGACAUUAGCGGCAAUCAAAUUGGUGAUCCUGGUGCUAGACUUUUGGCCAAGGCUUUGCAAAUAAAUAAUCAUCUUAAGGUCAUCAUUUACGACAGGAAUAAUAUCGGCCUCCAAGGAUAUUCAGACAUAGUUCAUGCUUUAGAAAAUAACUAUAGCGUGAGACACAUGCCCUUUCCGAUUUUCGAUCUGCAGCCGUGUAUGAAAGCAUCAGCGGAAAAAACGGAACAACUCGUGAGAAAAAUUCAAGAUCUUCUGCAGAGAAAUGUGACACCAUGCAAAUACAGUCACGGUCAGGCAUUUAGACUGCAACAGGGAUUUUUAUUGAGUUCUACUCAACAAAUGGUUGACAGACUUGUCGUUCAGACGCAGGAUACUAUCAAGGCUUUAGCGGCAGAAAGCUGUGAUGCUAAUAAUGACAUUAAUUACGCGACUGGUCUCAUACAGGACGCUGAUAAUUCCAAACAGCUUCUACCAAGAUUGCACGAAAUGCUCCAAAGAAAAGACGAGAAUAAUCCCAUUGAAAUAAAACUCAUACAAAUGGCUGACGAAAUUCAUAAAGUUGUUUCCGUUUAUUUGAAGGAUUCCCUGGAUGCAAUGCUCAAGUGUGCUAAUGAACAGUGUCCGACUAUUCUUUCGCAAACUGUGAUAAAAGACGAAGAAAGUGAUCCAAUCACUGUCGAAUGCGAUCUUCGCGCUUCGUGCAAAGAAAGGAAUCAAGUCAAUCAUGAAUUUAUUCAAAGAACAAUCACCGAACAAGCUGGCGCUGAUAUUCUUAAUAAAGUAAAUGAACUUAACUUAGCUGUAGCUGCCCAUGUUUCCGAUCGAGUUACUGACGAAGUUAUCGAAUCACUUUCAAGAAGUUACAAAAAUUUGAUUGGAGAUUCGGAAUGUAGAACAAGAAGUAGCACUCCAGAUGUUUUGCGACCAAGUGCAGGAUCGAUGAGCAGUGGAAGUGUAAUUGGCGUCGCAGUCGGAACUCAGUCAUUGAGUAUUGGUAGAUCAAGUCUCGUUUCAGAAGAAGAAAGCACGCCUGAGAAUUAUUCAUUAACGAGCACAUUAGGUCCAUGCGUGACCGAUCCUUCACCUAUGAAAUUGGAUUACCUGAAUCUUGCCACUCCUCACUUGUCGAAUAAACGCAAAAGUCUGCACGGAAGAAAAUUGAGGCCUAAAUCAGUUGUGGAUUCUGUGGAGGGUCUCUCCGCUGAUGAUAUUCCAGACUUACUUCCUUCUCUGCCAAAGGGUCAAACUGAAGGAAUAUCGGAAAACGAACAUUCCUUGACGGAGUCUUUAGAUUCAGUUUCUGAGUUGCCAAAUACUGUCGGACAGCAAUUACAACACCUCGUGAAAUCGAGACCGAAGAGAGCAAAAACGAGAGCACCUUCUAGACCAAUGUUGAGACCUGAUCAACAACCGAAUGGACUCACUCUAGGCGAAGGUCUCGAUGUUUUCUUCCGACCCACGACACCCACUACACCUCUUAUAUCACCGACAAGCGAUGACAGCUCCCUGCACACUUUUCCAAUCGAAGGCAGUCCGAAUUUAUCGAUCAACAGCCAGAAGAGUAAUCCGCCAAUGCUGAAGACUCUUCUUGAGCCAACACCACGUUCGAGAUCCAGUGAUAAUUUGGAGAAAUUCUCGCCCUUAAUUGGCAGGAGAUCUCAGGGCGAUUCGCCAUUGACAUCAUCGCCUUUGGCACGACGAAUGACUAAUGAGAGUUCGCACGAGAAAACAUUGCACGAGGAGGGAAUGCCAGAAUCAUUGCAAAGAAAUACUUUGCCAAUUGUUGGUUCAAGUUUAACAUCGCGACCCGCUUUAAAGGAGACGAGCACCGAGGAAACUAGUGCCACUUUUGGUGCGACGCUUAUAAAGCGAGCAGACUCGGAAAAAACCGGUCAAGUCUCUUCCGUUAAAUUACGAUCGACUGGUUUUGAUUCGACUUCGAAGGAUUACAACGAUACAUCUAAAUCGCCAGUUUUAAAAUCAAUAGCCAAAGGUAAUGGUUCAAUUGGGAAAACAACUCCACCGAUUACAGCGCCGAAACCACGACCUUGGAGCAUGGCGGCCGAUCGAAAAUCAGGGGAAUUUAAUUUACUCAGCGAUGGAUCGAGUCCGAAUACUUCAGCGGGAAAUACUCCGGAUUCAGGAGACGCAUUGGAUGAGUCAACGGACAGUGGAGUGAGCGGUCCAGCGUCUUUGCCACCCACGUUAUCGGGAAGUAGCACAAUUACUGUUCGAGAAAACUCGAGUGUCGAGAAAAGAUCUGUGAGAGAAUUAGCGGCUAGUUUGACCAAAACAAAGAUGGAUAAAAAGGAGAACGAAAUUACCGCACCCGCAGCAUGGAGGUCGGUGCUUCGUCGUUCUGUCAAACCAGCAUCGAAUAAGGCAACGGAAGUUCCGAAAACGGCUGAAGUGCCGCAGAUCGCCGUUAAAUUGCGGCGCACUUCGUUUUUGCGCGAUUCGAACUUCAAUUAUGAUAAUGAUGUUGUUGACGUUUGAGUUUCGUUUAAACAAUUUAGAAACGAUUGUGCCAAUCCUGCGAUAUUAUAUUGUGUCAGGAAAUUUAAUUUUUUUAAAUCUUUACGAACCGUAGGAACAAACUACAUUCCAUUAAUUGCAACGAUGCAGCUUAGAAAAAAAAGAUUAGCUACUCAGUUUAUAUUUACAUAUAAACUGCUGUAUUUAUAUUAAUUUUUCCUUUUGACGAGAACUUUCGUACUUAAUGGAGGAAAAUGUGAACUUGUUUUCGAAUAUUCUUUAAAUUGAAACGAAGAAAUAUCUUUUUUUUUCGCGUAAAGAAACAGAAUUUUGAGGGAAAAAUAUAAGUGACAAAAAUGCAUGUGAAUUUUAGCCACAAGACUGUUUCUUAUUUUAAAUCGUGUUUUUUAUAGACAAUUUUGUUUUUUUUUAAUCGAAGUAAUAUUUUUUUAAAGCUAAUUUUCCUUUAAUUGGAAUAGUCUUCCUUUUUUUCGCUAUUUGAUGGGAAAAAAAUUCUAUGAAUCUUAAGAAAAUAUUAACGGAAAAUGAAAAAAAAUUCUUGCAAUUUAAAAUUGAAUAAUUACAAUUUAGAAAUGGAAAAUUUUUGAUCGAAAACUUUAUUUUCGAACUUCCAAGCCUAACGUUUAAGGAAAAGCAGAAAUUUUCCAAAAAUUAAGACAAUUCUGCUUAUAAAAAUUGCAUAUUCCAGUACCUAUAUUAUAAUAUAUAAUGAAUUACAUUUCCCUUAAGAGAAAGAAAAAUAUUUAUAUUCUUUCGAUGAAAUUAAGCCUGCUAAAACGAAUUGAAGAAAUAUUGUAAUAGCAGAUUGUAUUUAAAAUUAAGACAAAACUAUAGUUGUCCGAGUCAUAGUUUAUAUUUUAAUUAGUAAUUUAAUGUAAAUUUUAUGGGAUAUUCCUGGGAUGAUAUGUACAUUAUAUUGUGAUUUGUUGGUUUUUUAAUAGCGAAUGAAUGAGUGUAAAUAUUUUAUUUUAUGUAAACUGAGAAACUGUUUAUUAUAAUACUAAAAAAAAAUCUGAAAAGUCAGAUUGAUUAUAAAUUAUAAUCAUCAAAUUUAUAUAUAUAUAUAUACACAUUU